AUGAUGACUUCAACAGAAGUUGCGGGUAGCAAGAGACCACUAGAGGAAAAUGUUGAUAAUAACUUAUUAGAACUUGCAGCUGAAUAUCAAGGGAUAGAGGAUCUGCAUAAGAACAAGAAAAGAAGGCAUAACUUUGUUGUUAUGUCCCAACAUCCAGAUCUUAGAGAAUCUCAAGUACUAUCAAACAAGGAAACAUUACUGCCUGGCUAUAUAAAAAAGAUAAAGUUGGUUAAUUUCAUGUGCCAUGAACAUUUUGAAUUAACGUUGGGCCCAAGGUUAAAUUUUAUCGUUGGUAAUAAUGGUAGUGGUAAAAGUGCCAUCUUAACAGCAAUUACAAUUGGAUUAGGUGCUAAAGCAAAUAGCACUAAUAGAGGUAAUUCUUUGAAAGAUUUAAUUAAAAAUGGAUGCAAUCAAUCUAAAAUUACUAUUAUAUUAGAAAAUAACUUGGAGAAUGGCUAUUCUCCAGAUAUUUAUGGCCCAGAAAUUAUCAUCGAGAGAACUCUGAAGAGAGAAGGUUCAUCCUCAUUUGUUGUAAAAUCAGCAUCUGGUGUUAAAAUUAGUGAUAAAAAGAAGGAUCUCCAACAAAUUGUCGAUUAUUUUUCUGUACCGGUGGGAAACCCAAUGUGUUUCUUAUCACAAGAUGCUGCCAGAUCAUUUUUAACUGCCAGUACUCCUGAAGACAAAUACUUCCAGUUUAUGAAGGGGACUUUUUUAUUAGAAAUAUCGAAACAUCUAACAAAUGCAACUGCUAUAUAUGGUGCUGCAAGAGAAAAUAUGAUUAAACAUAAAAUUAAUUUAAAUAGAUUAAAAACUUCUUAUAAUGAUGCAACUACACUAUUAAAAAACUAUGAAAGUACUUCAAAUUUGAACGAUAGAAAAUUAAAACUACAGGGUAAAUCUCUAUGGAUCGAUAUUAAACAUAAUCAAUUAGAAUGUAAAAAGUUAGAGAAAUCUGUUAAUAAUUCCAAAGAGGAAAUUGCCACAAUUGAUGCAAAAAUAAAAUCAAAAGAUCAUAAAAUUCAACGAUAUUUAACUGAUGAACAAGCAAUCAAGGAUGAUUUGGAAUCCAAAUAUAAAGACGUACAGGAGAAGAAAGAAGUCUAUGAUUCUGCGAUUGCUGAAGUCAAUAAAGUUCGUGAUAACUACAAUAAGGAAUUACAAAAUGAAGAGGAUAUCAAUAAAAAUAUUGAAAAGUCUCAUGUAAAACUAAAAAAUCUAAGUAAAAACAUCGAAAACUUAGAAAAUAAAUUAAAAGAGGAGUUAGGAACAGAUAAAGAUCUGUUGAAGCAAGAAUUAUCAAAAUGUGAAGAACUUGAUAAUGAACUAAAUGAUGCCUUUAACGCACAAUCUGUUAAACUUCAAGAUCUACAGCAAAAAGAAAGUCAAUUAAUCCAUCGCCGCAACAGAGAAGUUCACUCUUCUCAAGAGAGCCUAGGAAAUCUAGCAGAUGAAUUGCGAAGAAUAAAACAAGGCCAUAAUGAUUUCUUAAAUGGGUUUGACAGGAAUAUGAAGCAAUUUUUAUCCGCUUUGAAACAACAUGAACACGAAUUUACUUCUCCUCCAAUAGGACCUUUAGGCCAAUUCGUUACAAUUACUGAAAACUACAAACAAUGGACUCGUUGUGUCCAAAGAGCUAUUGGUAGAUCAUUAUCUUCGUUCAUUGUAACAAAUCAGAAAGAUAGUCGUCUGUUCCAAAAAAUCAUGAAAUCUGAAAGAGUUUCUAAUAUAACUUGCUUUGUUCAUAGAUUUGAAGAUUUUGAUUUUUCAAGAGGUAAGGCUCAGUGCCAAUACCCGACCAUCUUAGAUAUCCUGGAGUUUUCUGACCUCCAUGUUCGAAAUAUAUUUAUUGAUUAUAACAAAAUAGAGAAAAUAAUUUUGAUAGAUAAUAUGACAGAAGCAAGAAAUUUUUUGAGGACCAAUCCAAAAAAUGUAUCCAUGGCUCUAUCUCUAAGAGAUGAAAGAACAGGAUUCUUCCUUUCAGGUGGCAGUAAAAUUGACACUGUAUAUUAUGCAAAUAAAUUACUAAUGAAAAUGUCAGAUAGUACUACUUAUUUAAAUGAAAGAAUUCAAGAAGAACAAAAGACUCUCAACAAAUUAAAAAGAGAGUAUGAUGAACAAAUCAAUGAAUUAAAACAGAAUAUAAGAACACUUGAUAAUGAAAAAAAAAUUAUCCAAAACAAACUAAAUAACAACACCAAGCAAAUAACUGAAUUAAAAAAGGAUUUAAAUAAGGUAGUAGAUACUGGGGUAUUAGAUUCUGCUAAGGAUGAAUACCAACGUAUUCAGAAUGCAAUUGUCAGCUAUGAAACUGCCCUAGAAGGUUUAAAAGAAAAUAUGAAUACACUUCUUGAGAAAGCUCGCCCGCUAAAUGACAUUCGUGAUACAGCACAGAAGACUUACCGAAAUAUCAAAAAAGAAUUUGAAGCAUUAAAACAAGAGUUGGAAGAUCGUGAUAUUAGAAUUCGUAGAUAUAAAGAUGAUAUUACUAUACAGAAUGAUGAAAAAGCUCGUAUUCAAGAGAAAAUUGACAGAGUACAAAGUAAUAUUAAUGACCUUAUGAGUGGUAUCGAGACACAGAUAGAAAAUGCAUCUGAAUUUUGUUCUGAAGAGGAAUCUACAUCUGAAAAUUUGCCAGAUAACCAAGACGAUAUUAGGAAAGAAUUGGAAGAUAUUUCCCGUAAAAUUAAGCGUAACGAAUCUGAUAUUGGGGUGUCCUACGAAAAGGCACUAGAACUGUAUGAACAAACCAUGAGUAAGUUUCUAUCUGCAAAAGAGAAAUAUAUUGAAAUGGAUAACGCAUUGUCAAUACUAAAUCACUCGAUUAAAUCACGUACUGUUAAUUUUGGUUAUCAAAAAACAUCAACAUUUGCUGAUGCAGAUUUUGAUUUUAGAAACUCUUUAAGGAUCAGAAAGUUUAAAGGGAAAUUAGAUUUUGGUAAGACUAAAGAGACGCUCAACGUUUAUACUGGUCCACAGACUGAUAAAGAGCCAAGAAAUGUUGAUACUUUAUCUGGUGGUGAGAAAUCAUUUUCUCAAAUUGCACUAUUGCUAGCUACUUGGAAACCAAUGCGUUCUAGAAUAAUCGCUCUCGAUGAAUACGAUGUAUUUAUGGACCAAGUUAACAGGAAAACUAGUACACAACUGAUAGUUCAAAAAUUGAAAGACGAUUCCAGAACCCAAACCAUUAUUAUUACACCUCAAGAUAUUGGCAAAAUCACGGACAUCGAUAGUGACGGAGUUAACAUACAUAGAUUAAGGGACCCUGAAAGACUGAAUAAUUCGACUUUUCAUGGCUAA
Messenger RNA from Henningerozyma blattae CBS 6284, 3297 nucleotides. RefSeq names its product DNA repair protein SMC6 (gene SMC6). NCBI's taxonomy places the organism in Eukaryota, Fungi, Ascomycota, Saccharomycetes, Saccharomycetales, Saccharomycetaceae. The transcript has a single exon. Gene Ontology annotation, molecular function: damaged DNA binding; ATP hydrolysis activity; protein binding. Gene Ontology annotation, cellular component: nucleus; chromosome; Smc5-Smc6 complex. Gene Ontology annotation, biological process: double-strand break repair via homologous recombination; chromosome organization. The record is from RefSeq and is a predicted model, not a curated record. Bases 1 to 3297 code for a protein of 1098 amino acids.